Molecule: messenger RNA, 216 nt
Organism: Penicillium coprophilum
Lineage: Eukaryota; Fungi; Ascomycota; Eurotiomycetes; Eurotiales; Aspergillaceae
Exons: 2
Coding region: 1-216 (71 amino acids)
Source: RefSeq, a predicted model, not a curated record
AUGACACACGAUACGCAUUUGCCCCGGCUUCAGACUACUAGCAGCAUGGGCUCAUGGUUUCUGCAUGCCCCCAUUGUUGAAAAUUGGGACUCGCCUGGGUGUCCGAUUUUGCUGCCACGUAACAUCGCCCAAUUACAAGACUGGCUAGCGGGCAAUGCGAGCAGCGGCGGAACAGACCCUGAGCGCGGCCCAACCAUCAGGGACAUAGGUCUCUAG